AUGCCAGAGAAAUACAUCCAAUAUACGCGUACUGAUAGAGAAAAGGAUAUCAAGACAAAUUACAUUGGUGGGAAAAUCUUGAGCUGCAGCGAUGAGUUCUUUGCCGAAGCAGAAAACUUGAUAAAGAGAGAAAAACCCGUGCGAGAUCCAUCCAGAUUUACGGAUCGAGGUGCUUGGUACGACGGGUGGGAAACCCGUCGACAUAAUAAAAGUUACGAUUGGGUCAUCAUCAAACUCGCUUUUGCUGGAACAAUUGAGGCGUUUGAUAUUGACACAUCGUAUUUUAAUGGCAAUCACCCUCCGGCCGCUAAUGUCGAAGGGUGUCAUUCUCCAGACAAAGAUCCAGAGCCCGGCGAUGAUACUUUCUGGGAUGAGAUACUGCCGCAAGUCGACCUAGGCCCUAGCGCAUCACAUUAUUUCAGAGUUCAAAACAACCGACAAUUCUAUACUCAUGUCAAACUGAACAUAUACCCAGACGGUGGUGUCGCUCGUUUUCGAGUUUAUGGGAACGUACGACCCAUUUGGCCGUCCGACAAAACUGCCUCCAUUGAUCUGGCGUUUAUUGGUAACGGAGGCAAAGUCGUCUCAUGUAGCGACCAACAUUUCGGUGCAAAGGACAAUAUAUUACUCCCAGGUCGUGGGAAGGACAUGAGUGAUGGAUGGGAGACAAAAAGGUCCAGGGAGCCUGGACAUUGCGACUGGAUUAUUGUUCGGCUCGGGGCUCCGGGGUAUUUGAAAGAUGCUGAGAUUGAUACGGCGUAUUUCAAAGGAAAUUUUCCAGAUAGUGUUAUGCUUGAUGGGUGUUUCUCGGAUUUGGAAAUUCCUGAUGACACGACCGAAUGGGAAAACAUUCUACCGCGAUCCAAAUUAGGACCAGAUAAGCAAUAUCACUUUCGGCUGAAGAAAACUCAUUGGCAAUUCAGUCAUGUUAAAAUGACUAUGUAUCCCGAUGGCGGUAUCAAACGGCUGCGUCUCUUUGGUCAACUUGCGUUGUCGUUGGCGAACAAUAACGGCGAAACAAACGGACAUUCGAUUGGCACACACAACACCUCUCCGUCUUACGCGAUUGUCGCCGCACCACUGACAAAUGAGCAAUUUGCAGCAUACGGACAAGUGAUAGAGGCAUUUGCCGAACCAAACCUUAAUUCCCCAUUCGCAAUGUCAAUUACGCAUGGUAUUCGAGUGACCCCUGCAAAUCAGGGGACAGCUCGCAAAUACAAUCAUAUAGCGAAAGCGGUGAACUUUCGACAAUCCACUAUAACACAGGACGGGAAGCUCAUAGCAAAGGCUGAGCAGAAUAUUUGUCUGUAUCAUUGCCAACCGACGACCGAGUUUCCGUUUGAAGUGAAAUUACUGGAACGUCAUUUAUACUCUUCUCAGGCAUUCGUUCCACUAUCAAGUGGAAUGAACGAGGGGUAUUUAGUGAUUGUUUGUUUAAACGGGCAAGAUAACAAGCCAGAUUUGUCAACUCUACGAGCCUUUAUCGGGUCCUCUGAACAAGGCAUUAAUUAUAAUCCUGGUGUCUGGCAUCACCCCAUGAUUGCCUUGAAACAAGUUACGGACUUCGUUUGUUUUGUCUACGAAUCUGGUGUUCCGGAGGAGGACUGUGAAGAGGUUGCACUAGACGAUAAUGUUACUGUCUUCCGAUUUUGCAGGAGCAAAUGUCACGCUGCAUUCAAACAUAAACGCAAUCCACGCAAAGUUCGAUGGACUAAAGCGUUUAGGAAAGCAUUCGGAAAGGAAAUGACAAUUGAUUCCACAUUUGAGUUUGAAAAACGACGUAAUGUGCCAGUUCGUUAUGACCGUGAUCUUAUGGCAACAACACUAAAGGCAAUGAAGAAAGUUGCCGAGAUCAGAGCACGACGUGAACGGGCAUUUUACAAGAACAGAAUGGCUGGAAAGAAGGAGCGUGAAAAGGCAGACAAUUUACGCGAAGUACAACGGCAUAUUGAGCUUAUCAAAGCCCCUUCUGCUAGAGUUAAAGCACGGGUUGUUAGAAUUACCGAACCAACGCAGCAACAAAUGGAUUUGGAUUCUUAA
Molecule: messenger RNA, 2040 nt
Organism: Paraglomus occultum
Lineage: Eukaryota; Fungi; Glomeromycota; Glomeromycetes; Paraglomerales; Paraglomeraceae
Source: the annotation of a GenBank genome assembly